Molecule: messenger RNA, 4956 nt
Organism: Myxocyprinus asiaticus (Chinese sucker)
Lineage: Eukaryota; Metazoa; Chordata; Actinopteri; Cypriniformes; Catostomidae
Gene: gipc3
Product: GIPC PDZ domain containing family, member 3
Exons: 7
Coding region: 13-987 (324 amino acids)
Molecular function (GO): protein binding
Source: RefSeq, a predicted model, not a curated record
GACCAGGAGCCGAUGCCGAACGGAGAAGCCAUGAGUCCGGAUGUACAGGACUCCAAAAGUUCAUUGGGAGAUGAGGAGAACCAAGGAGUGGUACCAUCAGCACCACCGCUGCCCCAAGAAGCUCCACCAUCCGGGCCUUCUCCGUGUCCUAGGCCGAAGUUAGUGUUCCACACCCAACUGGCUCACGGAAGUUCAACGGGCCGCAUUCAUGGGUUCACCAACGUAAGGGAACUCUACGCCAAGAUCGCACAGGUCUUCAACAUCUCAGCUUCUGAGAUCCUUUUCUGCACACUGAAUUCCCACAAAGUGGACAUGCAGAAACUUCUAGGAGGUCAGAUCGGACUGGAGGACUUUAUCUUCGCCCAUGUGAGGGGAGAGACCAAAGAGGUGGAAGUCAUUAAAACCGAAGAUGCCCUCGGUCUGACCAUCACAGAUAAUGGAGCAGGAUAUGCCUUCAUUAAAAGGAUAAAGGAAGGCAGCACCAUUGACCGAAUAAAAACAGUAUGUGUUGGAGAUCACAUUGAGGCUGUUAAUGACCAGAGCAUUGUGGGAUGUCGACAUUAUGAAGUAGCUAAGAUGCUGAAGGAGCAGCCGAGAGGAACACCCUUCACCCUGCGCCUGGUGGAACCCAAGAAAGCGUUCGACAUGAUUGGCCAGAGAACGCGAGCACCCAAGUCCAGCGAGGGCAAAAUGGUCAGUGGGAAAGAGACUCUUCGUCUGCAUUCCAAAGGAGCAGCGACGGUCCAGGAAAUGCCCAGUGAGUUUGAAGACAAGGCCAUCAGGAAGGUUGACGACCUUUUAGAAAGCUACAUGGGGAUCCGGGACCAAGAGCUUGCGACCACUAUAGUUGAAGCUGGGAAGGACAAGAAGAACCCGGAUGAUUUCGCAGAGGCGCUUGACUCAGUAUUGGGAGACUUUGGCUUUCCUGAUGUCUUUCUGUUUGAAGUUUGGGGCGCUCUCGGAGAUGUCAAGAAUGAAAGAAUUUAGAGGUCAGAGCAUGUCAGACAUCUGAGAGUUGCGGUGGAUUUGUAAAGUCUGUCAUGUGAUUUCAGAUACAAUCCUCCCGAUUCUUGUGUUGAUCCAGAGAAGUGGAGAAUCUCAAGGUGUUACAGGCGAAAUGGCGGACUAAAUCAAACAUUCCAGUGUGUAGAGAAAUAAGAAGUACGAUGAACCUCAUUUCCCAUCAGUAUGUAUAGCUAACUAAGGAUAUAAACCAAUUAUCUAAAUGCUUUCCACAUUACAGGGAUAGUUCACACAAAAGAAUUAACACUCCAUUUAUUCACACAUGUUAGUCUAAAACCGUAUUACUUACUUUCUUACGUGGAACACAAGAAAUAAUAUUUUGAAGUACAUAACUCAUCUUGCAUUUAUUUGUCUUUUUUGCUUUAAAACUAGUUUCUUUGUGUCAUCUAUAACUAUACAUCAUGUUACAAGGGAAAUGAAUGAUCUUUUAAUGGUAGUUCUUGUGUAAAUAAUUAAAUUCUAUGACAACAUUAAAUCAGUUAUAUGUAUGUUGAAUAUAAUAACCAUGGGUGUUUACUUAACUCUCAAAUCUACUAAAAGUAGAAGAAUAAUAGUUUUUGUGUAUUAUAUAUUAUGUUUUACAAUGUAUGUACCCUUUUAAAUGAUCUGAUGUGACAUAUUUGAAUAUAUAUGAAGAUUAAAAACGAUCUAGCAUACCAAACAUCUUGUUUCCAAUUACAUUUUUACAUUUCCAAAUUUAAUAAAUCAAAACAUGUACUUAACAUACUUACUUGUAAACCAGCUUAGGCUGGUUUAAGCUGUUUGUUUGUUUUGUCAACAGGAAAGUCUUUCUAAAACUACACAAAAUGUGGUUAUUUCACCAGGCAACUUUAUUUGAAGUUGGUGAUACGUUAGCAAGCAUGCUAAUGCUAAGUGUAAUGGGGUGUGGCCUACACACUGACAGUGAUUUUAAUGCUGGAUGGUUGCCGAGUUGUGGUCCAUAGCAUUAGAAAAUCUGAUCAUAAAUGAUAUAUAUUCAUUGUUGGGGAGUAGUUAAGUAAAAGUAGUGGUGCUACUAACUUAACCACAUUUUAGCAGCGUGAAAGUAGCUUAGCUAUUUUCACAAUAGUGUAGCCUUUCCAGUGACAAGCUAAUUUCCAAUGAAUAGCGCUGUAGCGUCACAAAACUGUCUGGUUCCGAAAGUAAAAAUCACAUACAUUUUUUCCAUAGACGAAUUGAUUUUCAACAAUAACUUAUAAACCUUUUAAGACUGACCUACCUUGAGCUCCAAGGUUGUUCAUCGAUGGUAUAUGCUUCCGGCGAAAGCCAUCAGUCUGCGUUAUUUCAACUUUAUUGUUUAAAAAUUGUGUUUGUUAGCGGAAUUCAUGGUGAACAUCUGCAUUACCCAUGGUCCCACAGAGAAAGGGUCAGUCCACUGGCAGCCAUCUUUGGAACGCUCUCGGGCAGCUGUUUUCCUAUGUAAACAAGCGCCAUGCAAGAGCAGCUCCUAUCUACUUGAAUGGGGAAAGACCGAAAUCUCCAAAACGGUUUGUCAAAAUUAUGAUCAAAGAACACAUUUCAAAUCGGCAGUAAAAUCUGACAACACUGGAAUCAUAAAAUGUGCUUCUUUACCUCGUAUUACACUAAAAAAGUGCAAUUUUCCUGGCUUGUAUAGCUAAUGCGCACAUGCGUCCUCGAGUUGAUUGACAGUUGAUGUCUGUAUCUAAAAGGCGAUUGGCUCUUUUACCUGUAAGGCAGGACUUCCUUUCUAGAUCUGUUGACCACUGGGCGUUUCAAUUUCAAUUCACUUAAUAGAAGUGGCCCGUCUCUGCUAAACAGUCUCUUGACUAUAUAGAGCGCAACAGUGCCCGCCCACUUUUUCAGCCGUCUGGGUUCCGGAAGUAUUUUCCCCAUUCAUUUCUUCCAUAGACUUUUAAUAAAAUCCUUCAUAAAGAGUUGUGAGCCAUGAAUCAAACCAAACAGCUCCGAGGAGAAUCACAACAUCACAAACUUUGUUUUGAGGCAAAAAAGUAUUUGAAAAUAGGACAUAAAGACAAAGGUACAAGACUGUGUACUUACCGUCUUUCAUGAGGGCACGGACUACAAUCCCAUGAAGCAUUGCGAAUGAUGUCAUUGAAUAAAAAACGAUGGGAAUAUAUAAAACUAUUGAUUUUAGGUUGUUGAUUAUAAGUAUAGAAACAAUAUAUUUGUUUGUUUCAAAAUAUCCUGAUAUGUACAAAUAUAUAUGUAAUUUGAGAGUGAAGGGAGAUCGACUCGAUUACAUCAUUCACAGUGCGUCAUGGGAGUGGGCGAUCGCUCUGAGGCACGUUUCACAGGUUUCGUUGGCUGUUGUUCUCUAAUUGGUAUAUCUUUCUCUGCAGGACCAUGGGUAAUGUACCAUGAAGUCCACUAUAAAACACUAUUUUUUAAACAAUGAAGUUGAAAUAAUGCAGCCGGAUGGCUUCAGCGGAAGCAUAUACUAUCGAUGAACAACCUCGUAGCUCACGGUAGGUCUGUCUUUAAAGGUUUAUAAGUUAUCAUUGAAAAUCAAUUAGUCUAUGGGAUAAAUGAAUGCGAAUUUUUACUUCCGGAACCUGACUGUUGCGCUGUAUAAUGAAACGUGCUCGCCUAAAACCGUCCUCUCUGUCUAUCAUGUAGCACUGGGAAAACCAUAUCAUUUAAGUGAAUUGGUUCCAUCGGACAGUUCAUGUAAAUGAACCUGUUAAAAUAAUCGAUUCCCUUACAAAUAGCGUUGAGAGCUUUGAAUUAUUUUAGUGAGUUGGUUCUGUCGGACGGUUCCUGUAAACGAACUAGUUCACGUAAAUGAUUCACUGAUUCACUUGCCUUCUUUUUUUUUUUAGCCAAAUAUUUCGCUAAUUGCUGUUGUUUAUUGCUAUAUUUCGAUUCAUUUAUAUAAAAUAGAGUGUUUUCUAGUUUUAUUAGUGUAUAUUAAGUGUAAAUUUGUUUAAUUUAAUGUUGUAAGCCUAGAUGUUUAACCCUUACGAAAAUAAACCAUGGUUCUACUAUAGUAAUAUUGUAGUAACCGUGACUGUAGUAACCAUGUUUUUUGGCAUAAAACAUUGUUUUAAAACAAUUAAUCAUGGUUUUGCUACAGUAAUACAGUAGUAUCCAUACAGGAACCAUGGUUUCACUAUAGCAACAUUUCGGUAACCAUGGCUGUAGUAACCAUGGUUAAUUUUGUGAUUACUAUGGUUACAAAUGGUAAAUCACUGGUUACUUUACAGCUUCAAAGUAGAUUCCUAAACACUGGAUAUAAUGCUGGUACAAAUAACCUGCAAUUUUAAUUUGACAAAUAUAUUGGGGUCUAAGCAUAUAUGGAGAGAGGACCAAAAUAAUCAGAUUUGACAGAAAAGAUCCUGUGGAUGCCAUCGACAUAGUUGUUUUGGUGUUGGUUAGGGUUAGAUAAGCCUUAGGUAACUCUAACGCUAACUUUAACCCUGACCCUUAAGGCCUCAGUAUACUUCGGUUGUCCGUGUUGCUGAUGGUCUGACUGCGCCCCACCCAGUUUUUAUUGACCCGCUGAUGCGGUUGUCGUUUGUGUGCAUCAUGGUUGCAUGCGCCGGCCAUUGACUGUCCCAAAACUGUCCCAUUUGCUUGCAAUCAGAAAAGUAUACUUUGAAAGGCAAUGCGGUCGGCCUGGCGCGAUCCAAUCCAGAAUGCAGAAAAAUUAGCCAGGGCUUCAACUCAGACCCUGACCCUAACCCUAACUCUAACCCUAACUGCCUGUUAUAGUGCCCCCUAGCAUCACAAAUUGAUGAAAUUUAGCCAGUGACCUGCAGAAUAUUCUCUUGUACAUGUGUUUUAAGUUUUGUUCAGUUUGAAUAUUGCGCUUACAAGAAACAGGUCAAUUAGUCAAUAUAAGCCACACCCAAAAAUGUAUUGGCUUAUAUCUUUAGAACGACAAAAUUAAUAAAAAUUAUUUUGUUAACUUUAUGUCUGGAGGGUCUGUAGAUGCUGUAUACCAAAUUGUAU